Molecule: messenger RNA, 624 nt
Organism: Mangifera indica (mango)
Lineage: Eukaryota; Viridiplantae; Streptophyta; Magnoliopsida; Sapindales; Anacardiaceae
Product: histone H2AX-like
Exons: 2
Coding region: 82-504 (140 amino acids)
Cellular component (GO): nucleosome
Molecular function (GO): DNA binding; protein heterodimerization activity; structural constituent of chromatin
Source: RefSeq, a predicted model, not a curated record
ACUCUCAUAAAGUGUUUCAAAUCCUCCAAGCCUACUCACUCUCCUUGUUCAGAUAAAAGUCCCAAAUCUUUAAAAAAACCAAUGAGUUCAGAAGGACCAGCAACCAAGGGCGGUAGAGGCAAGUAUAAGAACACCAAGUCGGUGACUCGAUCACAUAAGGCUGGUCUCCAGUUUCCAGUAGGCCGAGUCGCUCGCUUCCUUAAGAAAGGCCGAUAUGCGGAGCGUGUUGGAUCUGGCUCUCCGGUCUAUCUCUCUGCUGUCCUCGAGUAUCUUGCUGCUGAGGUUCUGGAGUUGGCUGGAAAUGCAGCGAGGGAUAACAAGAAGAACAGAAUUAUACCCAGGCACAUUCAGUUGGCUGUGAGGAACGACGAAGAGUUAAGCAAGUUGCUGGGGUCUGUGACGAUUGCAAACGGAGGUGUUUUGCCUAAUAUUCAUCAGAAUCUGCUGCCCAAGAAAACAGGGGCCAGAAAGGGAGAGAUUGGUUCCGUAUCUCAGGAGUUCUAGGGAUUGUGAGAAUAGUUUAGGAUGAUUUUGUUGAUAUGCAUCCAGUGGAAGUUGGAUUCCAUUCUUUUGUGUAAAUCCCAGUUUGGACUAAUGUUAAAAAACUUUUAUCUUUCCUUCCAA